This is a messenger RNA of Iphiclides podalirius (scarce swallowtail), 1215 nucleotides long. Lineage: Eukaryota; Metazoa; Arthropoda; Insecta; Lepidoptera; Papilionidae. The record is from the annotation of a GenBank genome assembly.
AUGGCGCGUAGCGAUAACAACUGGCCGGUGACCAAAAUAGAAGCGAUAAAUUCUAAAACGGCAGCGACGCCGGGGCGGGCUCCAAAAACACGGGUAGAUUGCCUUUCGCCCGCAAUUUGCUCCACGCUCCGUACAAACCAUCGAGUUAACAUAUUAGCGCCGAAGCAGGGCACUUUGGCGGGAAAGCGUAAAGCCGAAGGCGGGAAAACAUUGCCCGAAGGAAAUUACGAUUUCCACGGCAACGCUUGUGCGCCCACCAUAGUGCGGCAACGCCAGUUUAUCGGAAAACGUUCGAAACACAACCCUGUCAGUGAAAUACCAUGUGUGGUGACUAAAAUAAAACCUUCACCAUUCAACAGCGAUUUGAAUCGCAGGAAAAGUUGCUUGCACGAGACUCGAACGGUGAUCGAGAGCUUAGGCGGGCGGUGCUACCGCACGGGACGAGAAUGGCGCGGACAGGACGCUGACUCGGGCCAGCCUCUAAGGACUCUGGGAUUGUGCUGUGCCACUGUGAUUGUGUGGGGGGGCGGGGGAGGGGGCGGCGCGGGAGUCACCCGCGAUCUCUGCGACGGCGCGGUGCGCGCACACGCUCGCUGCAAACGGGGCCGCGUCUCCACCGUGACCAGGACAGCCGGCCCGAAGCGGCCGCCGCCCGCAAUGCUGCACUCGCUGAACGCUCUCGCCGGCAAGAUAUCGCCGGGCGGCGGCCUGGACACGAACGCGAACCGACACACGCACCCGAACCGGAACCACGGCCACAAGGCGGCGUCGCCGUCUUCGCCCUACACGAAGCCGAAUGGGAUGACAAUGAACAUCAACAAUAACAACAACAACAACAGCAUAAACAAUAACAUCAACAACAAUGACGAGAAGUCCGAGAUGCCAGAUCCGGAUUAUAUUAAGAUGUUCGUGGGCCAAGUGCCGCGCAGCAUGGACGAGAACGACCUGCGCCAGAUGUUCGAGGAGUUCGGCCGCGUGCACCAGAUCAACGUGCUGCGGGACAAGAUCACCGGCGCGAGCAAAGGGUGCUGUUUUGUGACGUUUUUCACGCGCAAAGCGGCAUUGAAAGCGCAGGACGCUUUGCACAAUAUCAAAACGCUAAGCGGGAUGCACCAUCCUAUCCAGAUGAAACCGGCUGACAGCGAGAACAGAAACGCGCUGCGGUUCGAAGAGCUCAAUUUCGCGCCGCGAAAGCCGACCCGCGCCGAGCGAGUG